Messenger RNA from Drosophila busckii, 751 nucleotides. It is a transcript of the gene Ccp84Ac, whose product is annotated as cuticle protein 21. NCBI's taxonomy places the organism in Eukaryota, Metazoa, Arthropoda, Insecta, Diptera, Drosophilidae. The transcript has 2 exons. The record is from RefSeq and is a predicted model, not a curated record. Gene Ontology annotation, cellular component: extracellular matrix. The coding region runs from base 62 to 751 and encodes 229 amino acids.
UCACACAAGGAGUACACGCAGCUUCGCUUCCAAUCCCAUAACCAAGCUCAUAAUCUGCAAAAUGGCUUUCAAGUUGUUCGCUCUGGCCUGCUUGGUGGCCGCUGCUUCGGCCGGCAUUAUUCCUGUGGAGCAUCAUCAUCACGAGGAGCCGCAGCUUUAUCACGCUGCAGUGCCUCAACAGCAGCAUGUGAUCUACCAGAAUCCUCAUGCGCAUCCACAGGUGCACGCUCAUGGCCAUGAGGUGUAUCCCGAUGAUCCUCAUCCCAAAUACAACUUUGCCUAUGAUGUGCAGGAUUCUCUCUCUGGCGAUUCCAAGAGCCAAGUGGAGACCCGCGAUGGCGACGUUGUCCAGGGCGAAUACUCGCUGGAUGAUGCCGAUGGCUAUCGUCGCACCGUCAAGUACACCGCUGAUGACAUCCAUGGCUUCAACGCUGUUGUGCAUCGCGAGCCUUUGGCCCACGCUCACACCCACAAAGUGAUUGCUGCCGCUCCAGCUCAGUACCAUCAUGCUGCUGCUCCAGCUGCCAUCAUUAAGACUCCCGUGCAGUAUUCCGCGCCUGCCUAUGUUGCCCCCGCCGCCUACAAUGUGCAUCAUGAGCACGAGUCCCAGCACCAGCACCAGUUCCAGCACCAGCUCCAGCAUCAGCAGCACGAGCAGGAGCUGCAGCAUCAGCAACAGCAGCAGCACUAUGCCACCUAUGAGACACAUGCUCCGGCUACUCAUGAUGCCCAUGACUACUACCAUCAUUAG